Triplophysa rosa is the source of this 1694-nucleotide messenger RNA. RefSeq names its product ADP-ribosylation factor 4-like. Gene Ontology annotation, molecular function: GTPase activity; GTP binding. The record is from RefSeq and is a predicted model, not a curated record. The transcript is spliced from 6 exons. Lineage: Eukaryota; Metazoa; Chordata; Actinopteri; Cypriniformes; Nemacheilidae. Gene Ontology annotation, biological process: intracellular protein transport; vesicle-mediated transport. Gene Ontology annotation, cellular component: cytoplasm; plasma membrane. Bases 146 to 688 code for a protein of 180 amino acids.
GAAGUGACGUCAACUCUUCCACGGUGGCUCCUCUUCUUACGUGGCAACGCGUCAAGCGACCGGCGAGACAGACCGAGCACAAAGAGAGAAUAUUAAUUAAAAUAUAUUAUUACAUUUGCUUUAUUAAGUCUUCUUUAAAAUCAUCAUGGGCCUCACGAUCUCAUCGCUUUUUGGGAGACUGUUUGGCAAGAAACAAAUGAGAAUACUGAUGGUGGGUUUGGACGCUGCAGGUAAAACCACAAUACUUUACAAACUAAAACUGGGAGAGAUCGUGACCACUAUUCCUACUAUAGGUUUUAAUGUGGAGACUGUUGAAUAUAAGAACAUCUGUUUCACUGUGUGGGAUGUUGGUGGUCAGGACAAGAUUCGACCUCUGUGGAGACACUAUUUUCAGAACACACAGGGUCUGAUCUUUGUUGUGGACAGCAACGACAGAGAGAGAGUGGCAGAAUCUGCAGAAGAGCUUUCUAAAAUGUUGCAGGAAGAUGAACUAAGGGACGCAGUGUUGCUGGUUUUCGCUAACAAACAGGAUCUGCCUAACGCCAUGGCUGUCAGUGAACUCACAGACAAACUUGGCCUACAGAGUCUACGCAGCAGAACGUGGUAUGUUCAAGCAACCUGUGCUACACAAGGGACCGGACUUUAUGAAGGAUUGGAUUGGUUAUCAAAUGAGCUCUCCAAGCACUAGUAUGUGUGUUGACAGUGACCAGAUGUGUGUGAACCUUAAACGACAGAGGAUAUCAGCGCGUAAACUCUGUCCUCAAGAACUUGUGUGAGUGCGUGUGUUUGGACAGACAGGUGUGGAGGAGCUAUCAAGUGUUCAGCAUCGUUUCUAAUCUAUCCUAUUUGUCUUUUUCUAUGCUGUAUUCCUACUAAUGUUCUUUUAAAUUUUUUUCCUUAGGAAUCUGAUUGUUUUCUAUGACUGUAAAAUAAUGCUUAAAUUGCACGUUUACUUGAUAACUGUGAGAGCAUUAUGGCACAAGAGAAGGGAAGUGUGGAAGUAAUUCUGGGUAGAGGGGAUCCUCUCGCAAGUGGGGAGUAGUCGUGUCUUAAGUUGUUGAAGCUGUUGUGCAUUGAAGCUCACCACAAGAUUUCUGUUGCAGUGCUGCCUAAACCGAGUCACAGGCCCCGCUGCUCAAGGAACAUUCUAUUUCACAGCAGUCUAUUUUAUUCUGGGGGGUGUUUUGUACAGCUACAUAUUAAUUUAUGUUGCAGAAGGCUGAUUUCAGGGACUUUGCCACCAACAGAUUAUUUGAGAUGUUUGGAACAAAAUGGUACAUGAAGUAUUAACAGCAAUAUGUUGUCAUCCAUGAUAGAAUUAAUAACAUAAUCUUACUUCCUGUCCUGUUACCGCCAUUGUUCAAUAUGUAAGUGUAUGUCAAGGCCCUGCAUGUUAUGGACUGGAGAGGGAUGAAUUGUUUUUAAAUCCCAGAGUUCUGGACAAUCCAGCUUCAUGUUUUUUUUUUUUUUACACGUGUUUAAAGAUGCAUGUUGGCACCUUUGUCAAGGUGCAUUGGAAAAUAACUUUAAAUGGACACUCCAAUAAUCAAAAAAGCCCUUUUUUCUCUGAUUAAGGUGAGCAGGGAGAGGGCUGUUUUGAGACACUUCCUCAUUCUGGCGUAUGCCCUGCCCUUGCUGGAACUACCACAAGAUCCACCCCUGUGAGAAUAAAGAUCUGAUAAAAACAAAAUGGA